AUGUCUUCCACUCAGAGCGCCUACAGGGACGCCACAGAGGCCCACCAGCAACAUUUGUCGCUGCAGCAGCAGCAACAGAAGCAGCAGCACGUACAGCCGCAGCAGCAACAGCUGCCGCACGAGCAAGGGCAGCAGCUGCAACAGCUCCAGCAGCUGCAGCAGCUGCAGCAGCUGCUUCAACUGCAGCAGCAAAGCGAAACUGAAUACUCCUCCCUCAAUAACUCGUUACUUUCUACAGCUAAAGAUCUGCUACAGCAGCCGCAGCAGCAGCAGAAACAGCAGCAACAGCAGCACACCCCUGUGGGUACUGCCGGAUCGACCGUGCACGAGUUGCUGCUGCAGCUCCAACCGCAGGGGCAGCAGCAACAGCAGCAACAGCAGCAGCAGCAGCAGCAGCAGCAACUUGGGCAGGCUCGAGACCCUGCUAACAGCAGCAGCAGCAACAAACAUGGCAGCAGCAGCAGCAACACCUGCUACUGCAGCAAACACAGAAGAACUCGCUGCAGCAAUACUACGAGAGAAGACACUGAGACCACCAACACACUCAGCAGCUCCAGCAGCAGCAGGCUCAUCAGAAGCAGCAGCAGCAGCAGCAGCAGCAGCAGCAUCAACACCGUUAUUAACAACAGCAGCAGGAUCCGCAGCAGCAGCAGUACCAGCAAGAGCCGCUGCUGGCACAGCAGCAACAGCAGCAGACAGACGCGCCUUCAUGCAGCAGCAGCUGCUCCGAAACGAGGGUCGGUUCCCAAGCUGCUGCUGCUGCUGCAGCUCUCGAGGCUGUCCGCAUGGCUGCCAACGCUGCAGCAGCAGCAGAUGCAGCAGCAGCAGCAGCAGCAGCAGCAGCACCAGAAGCAGCAGCACCAGCAACAGAUACAAAAACAGCAGCUCCAACGGCUGCAACUGCGUCAGAGAGUCUGUCCGCUGCCAGUGCUGGUGAAGGCCCCGACGGGAACUCAGCAAGUGCAGCAAAUCUGCAGCAGCAGCAGCAGCAGCAACAGCAGCAGCAGCAACAGCAGCAACAGCAGCAGCAGCAGCAGCAGGAUCUGCCGCUGCACAAGAUGCACGGGUCCCAACGGCGCUGCUGUACGCCGCCAGCCCGGGCUAACUGCAGCAGCAGCAAUCUGGAAAAUGAAGGACCAACCGAGUGCAGCAGCAGCAGCAGCAGCAGCAGCAACAGCAGCAGCAACAGCAGCAGCAACGGCGUCAAGCGCAGCCGCAGCCGCAGUGGCAGCAACAGCAGCAGCAGACGCAGUGUCUCGCACGACGGCUCGAUGGCUGUAG
This is a messenger RNA of Eimeria mitis, 1281 nucleotides long. RefSeq lists its product as uncharacterized. The record is from RefSeq and is a predicted model, not a curated record. The coding region runs from base 1 to 1281 and encodes 426 amino acids. The transcript has 3 exons. Lineage: Eukaryota; Apicomplexa; Conoidasida; Eucoccidiorida; Eimeriidae.